AAAUGCCACCUUUUUUACGACUCCAUCAUUCUUCUAGGUCAUAAAGUCUCCCGACUGGGGCUGUCGACACACUACGAGAAGGUUAAGGCGGUGCUGGAGAUGAAGAGACCUACGUGUACGUCGGAGCUGCAGACGUUUUUAGGCAUGCUGGUCUACUUCAACGCCUUUAUUCCGUACUACUCAGACGUCUGCGGACCGUUG
Molecule: messenger RNA, 201 nt
Organism: Schizophyllum commune H4-8
Lineage: Eukaryota; Fungi; Basidiomycota; Agaricomycetes; Agaricales; Schizophyllaceae
Exons: 1
Source: RefSeq, a predicted model, not a curated record